This is a messenger RNA of Lates calcarifer (barramundi perch), 6388 nucleotides long. It is a transcript of the gene ccdc92ba, whose product is annotated as coiled-coil domain containing 92Ba. NCBI's taxonomy places the organism in Eukaryota, Metazoa, Chordata, Actinopteri, Centropomidae. The record is from RefSeq and is a predicted model, not a curated record. The transcript has 4 exons. The coding region runs from base 1307 to 2212 and encodes 301 amino acids.
GAGCAGGAAGGAAAUCUAGUACAACCUAUUUUUUCUUAGUAUUUGCAUCUCAUAACAUACAAAUCACAUUACUGAAAACAAAUCUUCAACUACACUAAAAACAUAGUAUCCCCCUCUUUUUGAGCAUUUCAGCGCUUUAAACAACAUCUGAAAUGCUGGAUUCAUGUUUAUUUACUGAAAGCUUGUACAAAAAUGUGUAUAGAUUAACUUUAGAUUCAAAUAUGGUUUCAUGUUGUUUAAUCUGUGGUUUUAAUGUAUGGGUAUUUAAUUGUAUAUUCAGUGUUGGUAUAUUAAGAUGGGAGCGAUGUAAUUUCUUUGAUUUUAUGGAUGAAAAUCUGAACAUUGAACCUACCACUACUUUUUAUUCUAACAUACAUUUUACUUAUUUGACCUGCAAUUUAAAUUUUUCAUUUUUAGUGUGACUUCCUUUUCUUCACACAGGAACUUUUUCUCCCACCCCAACAGCUGAGUUCCUGCGAAGCCCCCCAUGAGGUCCGCGACCCGCAGGUUGAGAACCACUGCAGCAUCCUCGGCCUGUCUCUGUCCAUGGUGCUGAAAUCACACCCGUCAAAUCACGGUGUGUGGAGUCCCAAAAUAAACAACUUGAUCUUGGUUUGCAGCAAAAUAAUAAUCCAAUCACAUUUAGUUUUUUAUUCAUUGAUUUAUUUUCUAACGAGCCAUUUAAGUAUUGACUUUUCCUUUGUACUCCCACGAGGUCUGUAUUGAUCCUCUCUUCAGAGUCUACGUACAGCGCCGGUGAGGGCUGGUCCCUCCAAUCAGCUGUGAUGCUGACUCUGUCGUACGAUGUUCUCGCGUGUUCUGGUCACGAUGGGCUUGUUUUCAUCAUCGCUUCCUCAGUGCAGCCGUCCACAGCAGCUUGAUGUCUCAGUCGGUGGGCGAGGAGGACGAAAAAAAGUGCGCGUGUCGAAUAUGGACUGCGCACUUCCUCCGCGAGCUUUCAUCCUAUCGAGCGAUUUGAAAACAUCCUAAUGAUGCCCGACGCAGAUGUCGCAGCAGCAGCAGCAAGGAGCGGUUUUGCCAGAAGACGGCGGUGCCAUGCGUCGUGGUGGUUUUGCAUUUUUACGCAGCUAUCAUCCAGCCUCUUCCUCCUCUAAUCUAACGGCGUCACAUGCAGCUGAAAGACGCUUUAACGCUCCAGAUAAAAUGUCUCUGGGUGAAUGCCGCAGCCUACAGGAUUUGGACCAGCACUGGAGGCCAGCAUGCCCGGAUCGGAGGACGUUUUUAUAACGCUUGCGAAUCGUAUUUCUUAAAUUUUGGUACUUAACAUCUUUUUAAAGACUCGGCCAUGGCUGAUGAGAGCAGCCUGUCCAGGCAGAUAGAGAGCGUGGAGAGGAGCAUGGUGUUUCUCAGGCAGGAGCACCUCACUCUGCUCCACGGUCUCCACCUGGAGAUCCUGUCCCUGCAGAAACGAUGUUCAGAGUUGACGAGUGAGCUGAAGGUGAAGCCUCCAGGCAGAAGCCAAAUAGAGUUACAGGAGGAAGAGGAGCUCCUGGAGACCCAUUGUCGGGAUUUGGAGAACCGCCUGGCAGAGCAGGAGUGCACCUUGGGAGAGAUUCGUAAGGAGCUAAGUCACAAAGGGGCUUUGGUGGGAGCCCUCAGAGCCAAUCUCAAAGAGAAGGAGCGCCACUUCCUGGAGGAGCUCAAACGCCGCAGCCACUGUUCCACCAUCCUCAACACGGAGCUGCAGAAACAAACAGAGGCGGCGGCGUACCUCUCCUUCCAGCUGCACGCUGCCAGGCAGAAACUGCACCAGCAACGGAUGCAGCAGCGGCAGGGACUCCUCGCCAGAGCCAGCAGUCAGGCGGCCCAGCACGGUGCCGAGCAGAACUCGGUUUCUCAGCAGAUGCCGUCAGGAGCCUCCCCUUCCUCUCCCGUGGUGAAACCCAAGCGUAAGAGCGCCAGGGCGUCUUCGAGAGUAGAGCGUGCCCGGGAGUGCGUGCCCAUAGAGAAAGUGAUGGGCCCUGCGGAGCCCACGGCCAUGCCGGACCCUGCGCUCUUCCUUCACCCCCGGAGGCACAGAGCUCGCUCCAGGCACACUGUGGCACAAAGACAACCUCCGCUGGGUCUAGAGAGGGAGGAGGAAGAGGAAGAGGACGGGGGUGGGGAGGGGCCGGUGGAGCCCCAGGAUGAAGCUGCCAGACUGGUGUCUUCAGCUGCAGUGCCCCCUGCUGCUGAGACAAAGGCAGAUUAGCAACUACUGUGACCUGUGCUUUUACCUACAGUGUGUUCACUAUAUCUCCUUCUGACUGUUAAUGCUGUUAACUGUUGUUCUGCACCUUGACUGAAUUGAUACUGAGACUGGUUUUAGCUAUUGAAUUAUAUCACACUUACCAUAGAAACUUUUUUAACAUGGACUUUGAUAUAACCUUAAACAACUUGCAAGGCAAAACUCAGUAAGUGUCACUUUAAGUCAGACUUACAUUAAAUUAGAAUGAUCUGUUUACACUGGUGUCACAUGCUCUAUAUACUGUGGGGCCUUAAUUUCAAAGCAACCCCUUUGAGAUUCAUGGUGAGGGUACGUUUGACUCUGGUAGCCGCCAUCUUAGGUGGACUACAGCCCAGCUGUGUGGCCCGACCAACUGUGACCUUUCAAGGCCAACCAUAAAUCACUCAGUGUGGCCAAAUGUUUGUGUGGCCCGCUGAAAAUAUCUGACAUGGUGGGCACCUCCUGUGUGAGUCCUCCAUGUAGAACAAUAUUGAUUGGAAGGAAUGAUAUGUUUCCCUCACUACAGUUACUUUAUUUUUGUUUUGAUUUUUUUAAUCCAUGACCACUGAACACCACAGAAUAUACUUUCUGAUUGACGCCAACAACAGGAAACUGUAUUUAAGGAGAAAACAGAUUGAAACACAGUUUUAAAUCACAGUCAGUAAUGAUUGUGAAGCAACAAUAGACCUUUUUCACAGCAGACAGGAGACACGCAGGUGUUAGUAAUGACAGUAACAAUGGCUUCAUUCCAUUUAGGUGUCUCAGUCGGUCUUGUUAGUGAGCCAGGAUGCACAUGUUGUUAGUAAUACCUGCGUGUUUCAAGUUAAGUCGAACACAGUUGUCUCAAAUCGACUACUUCAGUUAGUACACUUGCAUGUAGUGGUGGUGUGGUCUUAAAUUGAACACGGCUGCCGUGCACUCACAGGAAAUGACGAUCACAAUAUGUGACCACGAUCGUCGCUCGCCAAAAUGUCCGCCAACUAAUUUGCUCACUUGACUUAAAAGUGAUUGUUUUACUCUCUCCUGCCCUCUGUCGUCUUUCCUCGGCUGCCGUUUUCACAAGUUUGAAAAUACGUUGGUGAUCCCUCCCCCUUCUGCUGUGUAGCCAAGAUGGCGACUAUUGAGGGUGAGAAGUAACCAUCAUCUCAACUUUUGACCAUUUUGAGUGCAGUGUUUGGAUACUUGUCUGUGUGAACGCACUCACACACUCAAAACAGGAAGUGUGAGUGUGGGAGUACGCGAAUUGAGACGCAGCAAUAAUGUCUGAUGUGCAAAAGGGCUAUAAACUAAACAUAGUUUUAACUGGCAAGACACAAGCAUUAAAAAAUGGAUCAUGAUUUUACCACAGACGACCUUUACUUCUUUAGGAAACAUCCUUAAUAUAAUGUACUUAAAGGUGAUGUCUUUUUACUUACAUUAUUCUUAUUGUUAUUAUUAUUAUUUCAAACCCCAGGCACAUUGUAAAAUUAAAACAUUUUUAAGCAUCAAAAACAGGAAAUGCACAUCAUACAUAUCACACAUAAUACACACACACACGUUUUCACUCUCAUAACAUGUUUUUGUAAUUAUCCUUCAGUUCAGUUUUAUAUCAGUUGUAAACUGUUUCUUCAAAACAAAAACUAAAUUUGCACCGUCUGCGUUUUUAUCAGUGCCUGUCUUUGGUGGACAAGAGGUCAGUCAACGAAAGAGUUGGCCAUGUGCAAACUUUGCCUCCUGGGCUCAACAACACAACAUUUACCCUGUGUGUUUUACUAAAAAGACACACACUGAGGCAUGAGUGUGCAGCUGCUCCUCUGCAUAGUGACUGCUUGGUAUAAACAGGCCACGUUCAGGUGAUAAUCAACUCUGACUCGUUGGACCAUGAGCUUCACUCAGGUGUGGUUUGUGUACUAAACACACACGCACACGCAAACACAGACGACUACUUCUUCAACUCACUCGUGUUUGAGGUUGUUUUCGUUUGGGUGGGGGGUGGGGUGGGGUGGGUUUAUUUUCACCUCAGGAAAAAUGGACAAACAGGAACACAGUUGUAGGUUUUGGUGUGGUUUUCAACUGAAGCACGGUCUGAUUUCAAUUUGUUUCAUUUUUGUUCUACACAAAUUCCCAAAGUAGCUGUGUCGAAACGCACGCCAAGAAAAUAGCUGUGUAAAUGACAAGAAGGCAGGCUCAGUCGAAAAAUAUUUGAGUGUGUGUGUGUCUCUCCUGUGUUAUCAAAACACAUGCACACGGAGACCUCUAGUGUAACAAUGAACAAAUAGCCUCUUGGAGGGAAAAAAGCGAACGAAGGAAGAUUAAAUUAACACUUUGAAUGGUUGUAUUUUAAUCUAGGACAUACUCUUUCUGUUACUGCUUAUAUGUAUCAGUGCCGAUUAUGAUUUCACUGUCGUCCGAUCAAUACCCCAAUGUAAUUACUGCCUUAUAAUAGAGGAUGUGAGAAAUAACAGGAGUCAGAACAAAGUGUGGAAACAUCAGACAUUUCUUUACUCAAGUCUUAUGUCUUUCUGUUUCAGCAACACUUUUAUAAGAUGCUGUGAGGGUUUUGCAUAUAAAGGUUUAACUAUGUGUAAUGUGGCACUUCAGUUAUUUUUCAUUCAGAAAUAUUUUGCCGGGAGUUGGUUGAUACUUGAGCCACGACUUAACUGAACAUCAGUAACUGCAGUCGCUAUCUCUGACACGAGCCUUCCUGUGAAACUGAAUUUAAUUGUGAUUAGUUGCUGUGAGGCUUUUCUCGCCCUCUGCAGCUUCUGGUUAGAGGUUUAGGAUCAUGUUUUAGAAGUAAGUGUUCAAUAAAGCAAUAUAUCAAUAUAUUUAUAUAUUAUUGGUAGGUCAUGUCAACUGGUUUAAGUACACUCGAGGUGUUGAAAAUAAGAUUUUACGAUUGUUUAACUUUGUAUUUUGUAAUUGUUGAGCUCAGUAUGUUUUGCUUAAUAUUUUUCUGAAUUGUCUAACAGAUUGUUUGAUUGAUUUCCAAAGGUUCUGUUGAUUGUCACUGAAUAUGUACAUGAUUAAUUGUUAUGUUACAGUUUAUAGUAGGCAUAUCCAAGUAGGGGAACCAAGGAUGUGCUGUAUGUGAAGCAGAUGGGCAUAUUAUUAUGCCACAUGAGACUGUCUGGGUGAAGAACUUGUCUUCUUUUUUUCUUUUUUUAGCAAAGAUGCAAAUGUGACGAGGGUUUUUAUUUCACCUCUCAGCUGGUAAGCCAUUAGUGUAACUGUGUGCACUAUUCCUCCUUAAGUUUUAUGAGACAGUAGGGGAUAAAAGUACGAAGCUGUGUUGUUUAAAACAUUUUUUUCCUCAACAGGAACCCUGAACUUAGACUGUUAGACUUCAUGACUUCCACUUGUCAUCCAAACGAAGCAGCAGGUAGAUUAAUCUCUUCAUCCACCCUUCAUAAUCAGUUUAACACCAUAUUAAAUCAUCAUUUCACAUUUUAAAUAAUCUGUGCUUUGGUAUAAUGCAUAAUGCAACAUCAUGGAUAAAUAAUCAAACACUGGCUGCUGUAUGUGUCUUUGCUCCAGUGUGUACAACUCAGAGACUGACGACUUGUUUGUCUGCUUUGAGGGAAAACGCUAAUGAGCCAAAGAGGCCCACCACUAAAAUUAACAUGGAGACGAGUGGUAUGAUGCCUUAAUGAAGAUGUCUCUUCAUGAAUAUUUCAGUUAAAGGGAGAAAAUCUUAACCCACUGCCUAAUUUUUUUCCUUAUUUGCAGACCAUAUCUAGCAUCACUCAAACAUAGCAAAGCCAGUGGAUAAUUUACUCACACCCACUGAGAAUGUCUUCCAUCUUUCUGAACGCCUAUAUAAUAAUAAUAACACUAAUCCUCAUAAUAAUAAUUAUUAUAAUGCUAACAAAUGUCAGCAGCAGAAUCAUCUCUGUCCUUUAGUCUUGUCCUGGUUGAGGUCAAUGAGUUUUAUUUUGAAUCUUACAGAAACAUUUCAGUAUGUGGCAUCAUGAAACAUCUUGUUCGACAUGUUAUGUGGUCUCUAGCAAUAACGCUGUGUGGUACCCAACGAUGAAAAGCAGAGAGGUGUUGCUCUGGGUCUUUGUAUGGUUUUUGGUCCGUGGGCGAGCAUAAGCUGUUGACUGAUUACCGCAUAUACUGUGUUAGCUUCCUAUAGUGAUCUACUAUACACAUAAUUGGAAUAAAAUGAAGGAUUGUCUA